Messenger RNA from Lactuca saligna, 1080 nucleotides. NCBI's taxonomy places the organism in Eukaryota, Viridiplantae, Streptophyta, Magnoliopsida, Asterales, Asteraceae. The record is from the annotation of a GenBank genome assembly.
AUGAGGGAAGGUCUAAACGACUGUAGAAUGGCUGCUGUAUUAGAUCCCAAUUUCAUGGUCAACUUAAGAUCUGCAAAGUACAAGAUUGAGAAAGGUGUGAAGCUAGAGCCAAUUGAAGAAGUGAAUGAAGAGCAUGUGGGAAUGGUGAUGGAACCGCUUUCUCACAGACGAGCUGAGGUUACUGACAUGGGCCCUGUUGCUGGAAACUUUGGCGUGACUAGAAUGACAUUAACUUGUCCUUCAAGGGGACUGGUUGGUUACAGAAGCGUGUUCAGCAGUGACACACGUGGCACAAGAUUUAUGCAUCGUGCAUUUAUGGCUUAUGAAAAAUAUUGUGGUCCACUUGGAAACGUCAGGAAAGGAGUGUUGGAUUGGAAUUUUACCAUUCCACUUGGCACUAGUAAACAACCCCCAACACCCUUUUGUUAUCUUGACUUUUGCAUGUUCAUCAUUCAACCAAAUGUAUUUUCAUCAUGUUGCAGGUCUGUAGAAGGGCAGUUUGGGUUUUUAUUUAUUGGAUUUUAUCAUAUUGAAAAUGAAUAUGGAUGUAUUGAAGACUCAUUUGGCCAAAAAGGAAAGGACUCUGUAAAAUGGGCUGCAGAAAUGUCUGUUGGGCUUGGAGCUAGUGUUCCAAGGGCUAGAUGGAAGGAAAAUGAUGCUCUAGAAUACAUUCAUCAACAAACUUAUAAGCAUAUGACGCGCAUGAACAAAAGUCUUGAUGAGAAAUUGAAUAUUGUUUCAGAUGUAUCAUUUUCUCCUGUUGACUCACAUGAACAAAAGUCAACGGAUAUUAUUACAAUGACAGAUAAAGACCACCUGCCAUCAUCUUUAAUCUUGGAUGAGGAUCAACUCUCACCACCAGGCAGAGUGGAGACGCCUGUCAUGGAGGAAACAUCUGUUGAUUUACCUGCAGUUCCAUCUUAUGUGGAGUUAACUGAAAAACAACAAACAGAUGCAAGGAAAAUGACAAUCAAAAGGAUUAUAGACUCUUAUAAGCAGUUAAGAAGGGUGAAGCUUGUGCAGACACACGACAUUGCUUUCUUGACUGGUUGUUCAGGUGAGGGUAGACUUCUCUUUUGA